Aspergillus clavatus NRRL 1 is the source of this 1338-nucleotide messenger RNA. RefSeq names its product putative salicylate synthetase. Gene Ontology annotation, molecular function: oxo-acid-lyase activity; isochorismate synthase activity. The transcript has a single exon. Gene Ontology annotation, biological process: L-tryptophan biosynthetic process. The record is from RefSeq and is a predicted model, not a curated record. NCBI's taxonomy places the organism in Eukaryota, Fungi, Ascomycota, Eurotiomycetes, Eurotiales, Aspergillaceae. The coding region runs from base 1 to 1338 and encodes 445 amino acids.
AUGCCCUCCAAUCGUACAUCUAUUACCUUUACCUGCAAGCUCGACACACUCAACGUGGUGACUGCCGUGCUUGCGAAGCACGAGGCUAACGACUACUAUGCAUAUGAGCGCGAAGAACACUGGUACGUUGGUCUGGGCGCAGAAUCAUCGUUGCUGGUCGACUCGCAGGGAAAGACCGUGACUGUCACUACAGGAUCAACAGAAAGACCCCGUGCCCUUGACGACUCUUCGAUCAGUGAUAUUGCACGAGAGUUCGUGGAUGCAAGUCUCGAAUUCGGUAGCAGGAUAUAUGGACAGGUCGGCUUCAACUACGCAGCGCAUAUCCGGGGUCAAACAUUCAACCGUGGCCAGUGGCCGCUGCUCAGCCUGAUGGUGCCACGCACCGAAAUCGUCUUCCAUGAAGACUCUGUGACUGUGACAGGGCUUCAUGAAGAGGAAGUGAGGAGUCUCUAUGAAUUCAUCAAGCAUGAUGCCGCCCGCGUGAACAUUGAGAGCUUGGAGAAUUUGAUCGAUGUGGACACGCAAACCGACACGGACUCCUACAUUGCUCGGGUGCAAAGAGCCCAGACCGAGAUUGCGCAGGGUCUAUACACAAAAGUCAUUUCAUCUCGGGCUGUCGGUUUCACGGACAAGGUGGAUUUCCCGGCGACUCUUCUGCACGGCCGCCGUGGGAAUACCCCCGCCCGGACCUUUUGCUUGAGUCAUGGCGACAAGAAGGCGACAGGAUUCAGCCCAGAGCUUGUGUUGUCAGUGAAGAACGGAAAGGUCACCACCGAGCCCCUGGCAGGAACUCGAUCGCGGCAAGGAACCGAGAAAGAAAUCGCACAACUGCGACAAGAGUUGCUGAACGAUCCGAAGGAGAUUGUUGAACAUGUGAUAUCAGUCAGAGAAGCUGUUCAAGAACUGAAGCAAUUAUGCGCACCUGAUACCGUCAUUGUCGAGGAUCUUAUGUCCGUGAGGGAGCGUGGCUCUGUUCAGCACCUAGGAUCUCGAGUUGCAGGAAUGCUGGCGUCCGACAAAGAUAUUUGGCACGCGUUUGAUACCCUGUUCCCAUCUAUCACAGCCUCGGGUAUCCCAAAGGAUGCAGCCAUUGAAGCGAUUCAGCGUCUGGAGAACCAGCCAAGAGAGCUCUAUUCUGGUGCUGUACUGUUGAUCGAGGGAUCGGAAACUCUGGAGGCGGCGCUAGUUCUACGGACUGUAUACCAGUGUUCAGAAAAGCAAUGGAUCCAAGCUGGGGCUGGGAUCCUCGCACAGUCGAGCCCGCAACGCGAACUGAUCGAGACCCAAGAGAAACUCGCCAGCAUUGCACCCUUCAUAAUGGCAAAUACUGCAGCUUAG